AAGUGAGCUGACCACUGGAGAAAUAAAAGAGACUCAAAGGAGCAGUUCCUCUGCCUCUCGUUGCAUAGUUCAGCAGGAGCUCAGCCAUGAGACUUCUCAUCUUGGCCUUCCUCGUGAUCUGCUGUCUCACUGCAUACACUGUGGAAGCUGUGGGGAGCGAAGUCCUAGAGAAGAGCAUCUGUGUGAGUCUAACUACCCGGCGACUGCCAGUUAAAAACAUCAAGACCUACACCAUCAAGGAGGGCUCCAUGAAAGCAGUGAUAUUUAUUACCAGGCGUGGCCUUAAAGUCUGUGCUGAUCCACAUGUUGAAUGGGUGAAAAAAGCAGUUCAAACAAUAGACAAAUCCAACAGAGGAAACCAGGCCAAGCCUACAGGAGCCCAGCAAUCUACCAGUACAGCUGUAACCCUGGCUGGGUAGUGGCUUUCUGGCACCUUGUCCCCUCACUGCCAGCCAGCUCAUUUCCCUUUAAAGUUCAUGGACUAAUUACAUUCUGUAUAACUUUCAUGAAAGUGCUGCAUGAGUCAAAUUAUUUUCUUAUAUUUUUAUUUUUCUAUGUCUUUCAUAUUCAUUUGGAUGCUCUAAUUAAUAAAUAUUUAUUAUUAAGAAUA
Phacochoerus africanus (Common warthog) is the source of this 610-nucleotide messenger RNA. Its product is annotated as lymphotactin-like. The record is from RefSeq and is a predicted model, not a curated record. Gene Ontology annotation, molecular function: chemokine activity; CCR chemokine receptor binding. Gene Ontology annotation, biological process: chemokine-mediated signaling pathway; cellular response to interleukin-1; positive regulation of GTPase activity. The transcript has 3 exons. Lineage: Eukaryota; Metazoa; Chordata; Mammalia; Artiodactyla; Suidae. Bases 87 to 419 code for a protein of 110 amino acids. Gene Ontology annotation, cellular component: extracellular region.